CUCAUCCAUAGUUUCACCCUCAUGGCGAAACAUCAUCCAGAUUUAAUUUUUUGCCGAAAACAACCUGGUGUUGGUGAGGUUAGAAAGGCCAAAUGGUGAAGACAUUAUUUCGGCCUAGCUAAGGCAUCUGGAAAAUGUAAAACUGCCAUCACAGAAAAAAAACCAUUGUUCCACCGUGAGAAAAGUUCUGUUGAAGUGUUAAUUUAAAUUUGGCUAUGGUGGAUCGAAUCCACUUCAUGCCUGCAAGAUCCACUACAAACACAUGAAAAAUUGCUGAUGCUAUGUUGGCAGUUAUACAAAGAGCUAUUGGAAGACUUUGUGAAAAAUGUGAUGGUAAAUGUGUAAUAUGUGAUUCUUAUGUUCGACCAUGCACAUUGGUGCGUAUCUGUGAUGAAUGCAAUUAUGGUUCAUAUCAAGGACGUUGUGUCAUUUGUGGGGGACCAGGUGUAUCUGACGCUUAUUACUGCAAAGAAUGUACCAUCAUGGAAAAAGAUAGAGAUGGCUGCCCCAAAAUUGUGAAUCUUGGAAGUGCAAAGACAGAUCUUUUCUAUGAAAGAAAAAAAUAUGGGUUUAAGAAAAGAUAGGACUUAUAUUUUUUUAUUUUAUCAUUAUUCAUAAUUAUUUUUUUCUCAUUGUCAAUAAAAAUGAACAUUUUUUA
This is a messenger RNA of Octopus bimaculoides (California two-spot octopus), 658 nucleotides long. RefSeq names its product PHD finger-like domain-containing protein 5A. Lineage: Eukaryota; Metazoa; Mollusca; Cephalopoda; Octopoda; Octopodidae. Gene Ontology annotation, biological process: mRNA splicing, via spliceosome. The record is from RefSeq and is a predicted model, not a curated record.